Messenger RNA from Pelobates fuscus (common spadefoot toad), 8651 nucleotides. RefSeq names its product BAH and coiled-coil domain-containing protein 1-like. The transcript is spliced from 28 exons. Bases 637 to 8238 code for a protein of 2533 amino acids. Lineage: Eukaryota; Metazoa; Chordata; Amphibia; Anura; Pelobatidae. Gene Ontology annotation, molecular function: chromatin binding. The record is from RefSeq and is a predicted model, not a curated record.
UAUUAACUAUUUAACAGUGGGAGGGCCAUAUCCAUCUGCAGUGGAAUCAUCUAGCCUGAUGGAUCCUGAAGGGUUAAAGGAGACAGGAAAAAAACAACAAUAUUUAAAUGCCUAGAUAGGGGGAAGAGAUUAAAUUUCGUUUCUCUCUCAUCAAUUUUCUGUUUAAUGUCACUGGGACUCCGUUGUGGGAGAGGAGAUACGUCACAGAGCCAUAAAUUUGUGAUUAUACAGCUACCAGCAGCCCCUGCUUUUAAUUGAAUGGAUUUACUCCAUACUGCAAGCAGGUAUAGUACAGCCACAUCUCCCCAAUACAUUGUAUCUCCAUCAGCAAAGCAGGAUCUGUACAAUGAGCAGCCACUCCAAAUAGGAGCCAGGUAAUGAAGGUAUAACGUCCCCUUCCUCUCAACAACAAUAAAAGCGACUGAGGGAUCUAGCAGAAUCCAGGAAUCAUUUCUCCACCCUGUGCUCACUGUUCAGGGUACAUUGCCUGCCACACUCUGACAUGCAGUACUUCGCCACGACCUAGGAUUCGACAUUCUCUAGAGAAUGAUCCCGGACCUGCAGAGGGAGCGCGGCUACGCUCCCGGGACCUCCCACUAAGGACUACUGCCCACCUGCCAAGCCCCCUCCCCCGGGAUGGACGGCCGGGAGUUCGUUCCUCCCCCUCACCUGAGUCACCGCGGAGCCAGCCGAAUGAACCCACCAGCAGGCCACAGUGCGGUGCAACACCCCGGGCACUUCCAAGCCACCAAGUACUUCUCUUCUCCUCUCCCCAUGGCAAGCCACACAGCUGGUAGCGGUUUGAUGGCAAACUCCUCACCCUCCUUUAUGGGCAGUUUCCUGAGCGGAAGCCUGGGCUCUGCAGCAACAGCGCACCCUACAGGGGCAUCAUCUUCCCCCUCAGAAACAACCUACAGAGGUCCCCAUGGAGCCGGCACCUCCCAGAUCUGGUUCUCUCACUCCCAUGAAGGUUACCCACGAUUUUCAGCCAGUCUAGCGUCCACUUUCCUACCCAUGAGCCACUUGGACCACGGGAACAGCAAUGUCUUAUACGGACAGCAUCGCUUCUACGAAUCACAAAAAGAUAAUUUCUAUCUACGGAACCUUCCAGCACAGCCUACCCUCCUUUCUGCCAAUCACAACUUUCCCAGCAUUGCACGGGCAGCUCCUGGUCACCCCAUUGGCUCUUGUAGCCGAGAUCGAGAGAACAGUCACAUGCAAAAGAUUCCCAAGGACAAUGAGCGUUACCUUGGGGGGGCCGAGCUGAGCAAGGAGAAAAUGGGCAAGGGGGACCUUAAAGAGAGACAUUUGGAGGAAGAGGUCAAGGAAAGGCAGAAAAUGGUGCUGCCCAUGGAAAGUCAUUGCAAGGAAGAUAUGCAUCAGAGAGGCUCAUGUGACAACCGGACCAAGCAUCUCAACUCCUGCCUGAUGACCUCCAAGGUGCUGAAUGGGGACCCCAACAAAACAAUGUUGUCUAGCUGCACGGUUGGGGCAGGGAUGCCUCGACAAAGUAGCCAGAGUCGAUGUGCCAAAGACAUAAUGCGGUCGGACCGAUCAUAUUCCCAGCAUGAGCCCCAGCAACCAUACAGCGAGUGCCUGGAGAGGAGGCAAAUGCUUCACCACUCUGUGUCCUACACCGUCCCAUCCAGUCUCCCCAGCAUUCCCGCUCCCCUAAACACCUCCACAGGUUCAUUUCCCUGUCUACAGCUUCAUUCCAACCCAGAUGUGGUAUGCUCUUUGCAAGACAAGUCUGGCAGGGAGUUAAAGAUGGGCAGGCCCACAUUUGUGCCUUCUGUGGGGCACUUCACUGAUAAAAGCCGGCCUUUUCAGGUGACCCCGGAGAACUGCCACGUGGACAGAGGAGAGGGAAAGGACAAAAGCCACGAAAUGAACUCAGACUCUCACCAUCCAGGGUCCUAUACCAAUACAUUCUCUCAUUUGAAAGCAGAGGCUAAAGGGGAUAGGCGGUCGGAGUGGCACCAGAACUCAGCCAACAGGAUAAAAAACUUGGAGUUUUUGAAUAGCGUAGGCAAUGAUCCUGCUAUGCAGAGGGGCAUGGAGAAAGGGGGCUUCUUUGAAAUGCAGCAAUCGCAAGACUGUCCCCGUCCCAAUCACCAGGAUGUGCACUGUGUAAAAAGCAGUCAGUCCUGUUGCACUUUAGAGAGGACCUCCAAGGAACCCCCGUCCCAUAGUUCUCAGAAGGUCGCUAGGAUAAGGCACCAGCAGCACAGACCUCCUGACAUGGAGCAGACAGGAAAUGGCCAGGAUGGAAAACGGAAAACUAUUGAACUGAGCUCUUUAGGCUACAACGGGCCUCACUUGCCCCCAUGGACAGACCCUCCCAUUUCAAUCGGUGAAGAUCGGAAGAACUCAUACCUUGACCCCUUCAGCACAAGUUUACAGCAGGCUGCGCUAAUGACCCCAGGCCCUCCCAUGAGCCAGGAAAUGCAAGGCCCAACAGAUGAGGUCUCUGCCAUGAAAAAUCUGCUAAAAUACAGCAAUCAAGCACUUAUCGUUGGUCAGAGAGCCCCCUUUGUUGGCCUGGGGAACAUGAAGGCCAGCUGCUCUCAUCAAGAAAUGAAAUUCCACUCCAGCAAGUGCCAACCUGAGCAGGAGAGGAUGGAUUGUGCGAGGAGUCGGGAGAAUGAGACCUCUCAGGGGGAUGGGGAAGUCAGACAGCCACCUGUUGGUAUUGCGGUGGCAGUGGCACGUCAGAAAGACACGGGGAGCCGCCACGAGCCGUCCUUCGGUACUGGUUCCAGUCGACAGAGCAGAAAUAACAUGGGACAGAAAGGCGGGUCUGGACGAUCCAUGCAUGUGAUUGAUCUAGAUGCAGAAGAGGAGAGGAACCGUCUUUGUGAGGAAAGACUUGGGAUUCCUGGGAGAGACCUCCUAAUGCAGGAGAACAAGGAUCUGGUCGAGUUUGCCCGAAUCCAUCCUUCAAGUGGUUGUCCAGGAGACCUGACGUCUCAUCUGAUGAUAGCAGGGGGCUCAUCCCUCCAGGCCAGCCAACUGGGAGGAGAUCCUACAUCACACACUCACCCAACGCACCCUCACUGGCUGCCUAGAACCAGGAGCCCCUCCAUAUGGAUGGGGGGGCAUUCUUAUGGCAUUAGUCAUCCAGCUCUUCACCAGAAUCUUCCACCAGGAUUUCCCCCAUCUAUGCCUAGUGCCAUGCAACCAGUUUUCCCCCUGUCCCAGGAACCUCCUGCACAGCUGGUCAUCCUACCUCCGGAGCCCUCACCCCACACAGCUCCACACCCGCUAGCCGAAGUCAUGGAUCAGGCUUCUCUCUGGCCACCGAUGUACCCAAGCCGUGGACCUCCCUCUCACCUUCAGCACCCAGGACAGCUCCCAGUCUACUCCAGGUCGCAGUUCCUGAGGCAGCAGGAACUUUAUGCUUUGCAGCAACAGCGGGCUGCGCAGGCAUUGGAGAUUCAGAGACAGAGCCACCUUCAGCGGAAGCCAGAGGAUCAUCUGCCAGAAUCCGGAGACCACCCAGAAAAGGUCACAAAACCCCAAAACAAAGCAGAUGCCUUAAACACCUCCAAGAGCCAGACUCCGCCCAGCCUGCUGUUGCGACCUCCAUCUGCGCCAGCCCCACCUAAACUGUCUCCUUGCUGCCAUUCACCCGGCUUGAGGCCUCCGUCCAAAUGCCCCACACCCCGGCCCCUGGCCCCAUGCACUUUACCUGCCUGCCCAGACGGCAGCUCCGCUCUGAUGCCCAGCUCUCCAGCUGUCAGCCCUGUCCCUGUGCAGAGCUCCAAGGGGAAGGAAGGAGAGGAGCGAAGGGGGGAGGGGCAGCCCCCCAAAGACUACCCCAAAUCACUGGAACCCGAUCUGCCUCCUGGGUAUACCUAUCCAGAUGUUGUCCGAUCUUACACCUCCCCAUCUCCCCACCAUGUGCACUCCGCAGACCCUGCUGACCCUGAAACUAUGCAAAGAGCAUCAGCUGCUGCAGAACCUGAGCAAUCAAGGACGUUUACCCCCUCCAAAAAAUCCCAGUGUAAGACACCUGUCUCAGGGGAUUCAAUGGAGGUCACCCCCGAUCUGGUUCACUUGGGCGAGACAGACCUAAAUGAGGUUUGUAGUCAGGGACAUGAGGUCCUUAAGUCCCAGGUGAUGGAAUGCGAAGAGCCCACAGCAACAAGAAGUGUGGAUGAACCAGAGGUGUUUGAAAAAGUUGGUGAACAAACGGAAUCUGCACAUGAGGAGAGGGAUCAGGGAGCAGACCAGGGUGAGGAUGAGAAGCUUAUGGACACAUCAGUUGGACAGUUGCCAAACAUCUCAGAUGGGUCAACAGUGGCUCCAGUGGCCACAGAGGAGCCAGUUAUUGAAGCCAGUGAGGGUGAACGGACUGUGUCAGAAGAAGUCAGAGUCCCUGAUACUGAAGAUGCAGGGGUAGCAGAGGACGAGCCCUCCGUUCCUUCACCACCCUGUUCCCCAGUUACAACGGAAGACCCAGAGUUCAUGUACAACCUGGACUCGUUAAUAGCAGCCAGUAUCUCCUUAGGAGAAUUACCUUCCUUCCAGGACGACGUGAGCCUUUUAUCAAGGGACUCUCCAUCCUUGCCCCCCAGCUCAGGUAUUCAUGGGAUCGCUCUACUAAGCGAGUUGGCUGACUUGGCACUUCAGGAGCAGCAGAAAGACACAAAAGCCAGUGACGAUGAAUCCGUGGUUUCGGAUCUUCAGGUUUUUGCUACCAUUGCUGCAGCCUGGUCUCUGGCUGAGGCGGUGAGCCUGGAUGGUGCUAGCCCACAGAUUCUGCCACCCUGCUGCCCUAACAUCACUCCUCGGGUCCGACUGUCUCGACGGACAUAUACCUGGACUCCAAAAACCAAACCGGUUUGUCCCUUGAAAGCUGCCAUAGACCAGUUGGACACCCAGGAGGUAGAAAUGAGAAUGAAACUUGCAGAGAUCCAACGACGAUACAAAGAAAAGCAGAGAGAGCUGGCGAAGCUGCAGAGGCGACAUGACCACAGUAAGGAGGAGAGCUCUAGGAGUCCAGUACGAAGGGGACCAGGGAGGCCAAGAAAACGCCCGCACUGUCGUGCCCCAUCUUCACACCGGAUGUACGAGAACAAGAAAGCCAAGUCUAUGAGCAGAAGCUUAGGGAUUCUGUGUUCAGAACUUCGGGCAGAUGCCGAACCCAAAAAGAAGAAGGGCAAGAUACUGGAGGAAAGUUACAGCGACCAAGAGCACCCCCACGGGAUGGUCAAAAUGCAUUGUAAAAAGAUGGUAUGCCCGCAGAACAAAUUGGUAUCCAAGCUGGCGCAGAAGGUUUCCCAGCUGAAAAGCAAAGCCCUGGGCUCUGCCAGCAAUGCUUUCUGCCGUAAAGAAGUUUUUCCUUCCAGUAAGCUCCAAAAGAAACUACCAAGCCUUCUGGUCAAACAAGGUGCAGAACGUAAAGGACAGGACAGACUAAGGACAGCAACCAACCCAGAGGGGGCUGGGGAGCCAGAUGAGGACCAUGAUGAAGAAUCAGAGAGUGAUGAUGGAGAGCAAGAUCACCCUGGACUUACAAGUCACGAGUCUGGCCUAGCUCUGCAUACCCCUGUAAAUCCUUCAAUGAUGGGCCCAUCUCCGUCCUCUGUAGUGAAGAUGGAAGCCAACCAGAAAGCCAAGAAGAAGAUUGAGAGGCAGGGACUAUUAGGUACUUGCAUCACCAGCCCUGAGAAUGAGGUUAAGAUCCGUAAACGUUCCACCAAGUUAGAUGUUCGAGCUCUUCCUGCCAAACUCCUGAAAAAGAAAUUAAUGAGCCACGAGGGGAACCCCAAAGGCCCCAUACGUAAGAAGAUGCAGAUGGACAACAGGCCACUCACCCCCAGUGAGAGUCUUUUCUGCUCUCCUAGCCAGGUCCUAAAACAGGACAGGAAAGGCAAAGAUAUUAAGAGAAAGAACGGCGUGCUAAGCCUUGCCCUGACAUCCAGAGCACCCAAGAACCUACUGAAACAAGGGAUGAAACUCAGCCGGCUGAAAUCCAAACAGGAAAGAGGCCGUGCAGUCAGUAGACUCCUGCAAAGCUUCACUGUAGAAGACGACUUUCAGUUUGAUGAUAACAGCAGCUUCUCGGAGGAAGAGGAAGAGAACAACUCUGCCACUGGGCUGAACAAAGACCGUGCUCAUAUCUGCUCCCUCUCAAAGGGGGAUCUACGGGAAGGACUGCAGGUUCUGAUACCCAAAGAGGACAACUUACUGUACGCAGCUAGUAUUCGCAGUCUGCAGCCCCCUGACAUAUACAGUAUUGUGAUAGAGGGAGAAAGAGGAAACCGACCUAGGAUUUAUUCCCAGGAGCAACUGCUGCAGGAAGCUGUGGUGGAUGUACGACCUCAGUCUACGCGAUGUCUCCCUCACGGUACGCGGGUUUGUGCCUACUGGAGUCAAAAAUCACGCUGUCUUUAUCCAGGGAAUGUGGUGAGAGGAUCCUCUGGCGACGAGGGGGAAUCAGACUCUGUAACUGUUGCAUUUGAUGAUGGCGACCGGGGAAGAAUCACCUUGAACAACAUCCGUUUGCUCCCCCCAGAUUUCACCAUUCAGUGUACAGAGCCCGCCCCUGCUCUGUUGUUGUCUGCAGAGAGUCGCAGAGCCAAACGCUUUACCAGUAACACCACCACUCCCACAGAUCUUUCCCAGAACCCAGGCCCUGAGAACCAAGAGCCAGUGGACACAACCAGGAAUAGUGGAAAGAAAGCCACCAGCAAAGACAAAACAGAUAAGGCUGAUGUGUUCAACUCAGGAGCAAAGUCCCAGCUUCCACCUGCAAAUUUCCUAGCACGUUCCACCAACAUUGAUUUAAUGAGCUGGGCAGCGCAAGGAAAACGCAAGGCAGGGGCUAAGACCAGCGGUGGGCUUGGGGACCCUUUCCAGCCACAGGGAUGUAGCAAGAAGCAGAAGUGCCGUGAACCACCACAUGUUUUUGGGAACGGGUUUGGAGCUGGCUCCUUCAGCAGUCUGGCCAACUCUUACACUCCAUUCGGAGGAAGUAGCAACACCGGCCUCACUCCUGGACAGAAGCCGGCGCGGACAAAGAAAGGAGAGAGGCCAGAUGAUGAGGACAAGGGAAAGGGCAGUAAGAGAAAAUCUGGGGGUGAGUUUCUCGUAAAACUUGACCAUGAGGGGGUCAUGUCACCGAAGACAAAAAACGGCAAAGCCCUCUUGCUGUGUGACAAAGACUUUGGGCUUCAUAUUGGACAGAGUUACAGUGCCCCUUCUAAUUUGAGCAAAGACAAAAAACGGAGGCCACCUCUACAUGACCAUCUGCCAAUGAGUCUAGCACUGGGAAAGUACACUGGUCAGGGUAAAUGUGGCGUGAACUGUGACAGUGACUGCCCCAGCUCAUACUCUGACCAGGAGGAGGACAAUGAGGGGAAUCUGCAGGCUAGAGUCUCCUCUCAAUUUCUAGCAGAACUAUCUGGUUCCUCCUCUUCCUCGGGGACUUCUUCCUCUUCCAGUUCAGGCUCGGUUUCCAGUUCUAGCAUUUGCUCUACAGACAAUGAGGACUCCUCGGAAAGUUCUGAUGAAGGAGACUCUGCCCUACUCCUGCAGCCUUGUCUCUCACAUCCUGUACCUGCUCUGCUGGCACAGCACACGGAGGAUGGGAGUCCAGGUUCUCGGGGGUGCUUCGUCUCAGGACAAAAGACCAAACAGAGAAGGAAAGGAACACCUUCAAACUUCCCCAAAACCAAAGAGCCCUCUCCCAGACAGCACCGCCUGCCCUCUGUAGAAAACCGGCCAAAGAUUUCAGCUUUCCUGCCUGCACGCCAGCUCUGGCAGUGGUCUGGGGAACCCACCCAGAGACGGGGAAUGAAAGGGAAAGCCCGAAAGCUGUUUUACAAGGCAAUUGUGCGAGGAAAGGAAGCGCUGCAUGUGGGUGACUGCGCGGUCUUCCUGUCAGCUGGACGCCCAAACCUACCCUACAUCGGACGCAUCGAGAGUAUGUGGGAGUCCUGGGGCGGAAACAUGGUGGUGAAAGUGAAAUGGUUUUACCACCCUGAAGAAACUAAACUGGGAAAAAGGCAUAGCGAUGGCAAGAAUGCUCUUUACCAAUCUUCUCAUGAGGAUGAAAAUGACGUACAGACAAUCUCACACAAGUGCCAGGUGGUGAGUCGCCAGCAGUACGACAAAAUGAGCCACAAUCGGCGCUACCAGGACAGGCAGAACCUCUACUACCUGGCAGGAACUUACGACCCAGGAACUGGUCGGCUAGUGACCGCAGAGGGGGUACCAGUGCUGUGCUGAGACGCCAUUUAGGAGUCUGCUGGGGCAUGGGAGCCACGACUAACAGCACUUCUAAAAGUAGCACACUGCAAAGACAUGCAGGUCGCAUGUACAUUAACACGAACUCAGACAUGGAAACGGAUACGCACAAAUCCUUCGCCUAACAGACAACUAGAUCAACAGAAUCCUGUUUGUUCUGUGUUCGAGUGUGUAGACACACACAGCAAAUACUUGUACAUGAGACUGGUCUCAACGACUUACACUAAAUGUAUACUGCUUCGUACAUGUUCCCUUUCCAAGAAAAAAAAACGCUAAUGACGGGAAAGAACAGUUAUACAUAUUUCUGCAAACGUUUUGCGUCCCAGGUUAAAAGCAGGAGACGGUAGAGGUAAACAGGGGGAAAAAAACCCUGUAUUAAUGGGGGCAGUCUGACC